Echinops telfairi (small Madagascar hedgehog) is the source of this 2701-nucleotide messenger RNA. It is a transcript of the gene AFG1L, whose product is annotated as AFG1 like ATPase. The coding region runs from base 76 to 1503 and encodes 475 amino acids. Gene Ontology annotation, cellular component: mitochondrion; cytoplasm. The transcript is spliced from 13 exons. Gene Ontology annotation, molecular function: ATP binding; ATP hydrolysis activity. The record is from RefSeq and is a predicted model, not a curated record. NCBI's taxonomy places the organism in Eukaryota, Metazoa, Chordata, Mammalia, Afrosoricida, Tenrecidae.
GAUCUGUCUGUGCCACCGUCUCUCUCCUAGGUUUCAAUAAAGUUUUCCUCUCCGCUCCCUUGUACGGAGCUCAAGAUGGCGACCUCCUGUGCUCCCUUGCUGACUGUGCGCUCGCUCGUGCAGAGGCGGUUGAGGGGGAGAUUGGUUAGGUGCGGGGACUGGGCCGCCGCCCCUGGGAAGCCCCUUUGGAAAGCCUAUACGGUUCCGACUUCUGGGAAUAUGGUCAUAACUGCUGCGACAGAGGCUUCUUCGAAAGCUUUGGCUGUUUGCCACGGACCUCUGGACCACUAUGACUUUCUGAUAAAAGCGCAAGAGAUAAAGGAUGAUGAACAUCAAAGAAGAGUCAUGCGGUGUUUGCAGAAAUUACACGAGGACCUUAAAGGAUACAGCCUCGAGGCAGAGGGUCUGUUUUCAAAGCUUUUUUCAAAGAGGAAACCUCCAAGGGGGCUGUAUGUUUAUGGAGAUGUUGGUACAGGAAAAACAAUGGUGAUGGACAUGUUUUAUACGUAUGCAGAAAUGAAGAGGAAAAAGCGGGUUCAUUUUCAUGGUUUCAUGCUUGAUGUGCACCAAAGAAUACAUCGCCUUAAACAGAGCUUGCCAAAGAGGAAGCCGGGAUUCAUGGCUAAAUCAUAUGACCCCAUAGCUCCUAUAGCUGAAGAAAUCAGUGAGGAAGCUUGUCUUUUAUGUUUUGAUGAAUUUCAGGUCACUGACAUUGCUGAUGCCAUGAUUCUGAAACAGCUUUUUGAAAAUCUGUUCAAAAGCGGGGUCGUCGUUGUGGCAACGUCCAACAGGCCACCGGAAGAUCUUUAUAAAAAUGGACUCCAAAGAGCUAACUUUGUACCAUUCAUAGCAGUCCUGAAGGAGUACUGUCACACGGUCCGGCUAGAUUCGGGGAUAGAUUACCGGAAAAGGUCUCUUCCUGCUGCGGGAAAACUCUAUUACCUCACAAGUGAAGCUGAUGUGGAGGCUGUCAUGGAUAAGUUGUUUGAUGAGCUGGCUCAGAAACAAAAUGAUUUAACUAGACCAAGGAUUCUGAAAGUACAAGGCAGAGAGCUGCGGCUGCAUAAAGCCUGCGGAACCAUUGCCGACUGCGCGUUUGAAGAGCUGUGCGAGAGACCGCUUGGGGCCAGUGACUACUUGGAACUCUCGAGGAAUUUUGAUACCGUGUUUGUACGAAACAUUCCACAAUUCACCCUGGCAAAGAGGACUCAAGCUCGGAGGUUCAUAACUCUCAUCGAUAACUUUUAUGAUUUCAAGGUGCGAAUAAUUUGCUCUGCGGAGACGCCUCUCUCCAGCCUAUUUUUGCAUCAACAUCACGACAGUGAGUUGGAGCAAAGCAGAAUACUGAUGGAUGAUUUGGGGCUGAGCCAGGACUCAGCGGCAAGCCUUUCCAUGUUCACGGGCGAAGAGGAGAUCUUUGCCUCCCAGCGAACACUCUCCCGGCUCACGGAGAUGCAGACGGAGCAGUACUGGGUCGAGGGCGACCGCAGCAGCAAGAAGUAGCGGCCUUCCCGGCGCAGCCAAGCCAGCGACACACGGCCUCGAGCAAGAUUCGAAGCCAUCCCUUUAUCCUCGCUGGACCAUCGGUAGCUAAAACUGCUGUAAAAAAAAUGUUGCGGAUUCAUCAAUUUAAGCCCUUUUCAUAAGCUUACUUUGUGGGGUACUGGGGUGCUGGGGGAGGGGGUAUUUACUUAGAGUCCGGUCGGUGGCACCUCUUCGGGAAGCAAUGGAGGACCCGUGCGCAUCUUGUAAGUCCGCCUGAGUGGCCCAGGAAGUGCACAGACCCUCAGGGGCCCAGAGUGGCUGGGUGGCCCAAGGUCUGGCUGCAGAAUCACAGCUUUCAUCCAAGGAAGAUCGGCGGCACCGUUUCUUUUCAAACCAAGGAAGGUGGUGUGAUUUAUUGAUCACAAGGUGAAUACUGUUUCAGAACACAGCGAUGAGAACUUCAUAAAGCCACGCCUCCAGGUGUCCAGCAGGGCAGAGUAUGUCCUUGGCCCCAGAGGGAGCGCCAGCUGGGCAGGCAGGGACCCAUCUCAAGCUAAGUCAGGAUUGCAGAAGCAAUGAGGCUUUGGCACCGUGGGCUUUAGAGCGCGAGUGUUCAAUCCCCAGAGCACAUCAUCCUGAAGACCCAGGAUGGAACUUGAAGGGGGCAGAAGCACUGCGGCUCAAGGGAGGCCUGCAGGUCUGCAGUGGACAGGUAGGCCCUCGGCACACCGGGUGCAUUUGUGCUCCCUGCAGCAGGCCACACCCGGGACCCACGCUAACCCCUCCCCUGCUGCUGCCACUGGCCGCUGGCUGGCUGGGGAAUAGGAAACACUUGCCCAACCUGUUUUAAAUCAAGUCUGCUCUGCACUGGGGCCUUUUCUUGACUCUGAAAGACGACCCGACCUUGCUAACUAUUGCCACAGAGGGAAACGUGGCUGAGACUCUUGGGUCCAGAUCCUGCUUUUAAACAGGUGGGGCUAUUAUAACUCUUGAAAAUCAAGCUCUUGUUUGGGUCAGCACAGGUGAAUCCGUUCAAAUAAAAGGUUGUACUGUACUAGUCAAUAUAAAUAAGCUGUGUAAACCUAUUGAGCCUGUUUAAUGUAUUAAUAACCCAUCCACACCAACCUAUGGUGGACAUGACCCUACUACAUAAGUCAAGCAAUGCAUGGGUUUGGGACCCACGUUAGAGACAGGAUGAGAACUAACCAGGAUGAGA